Messenger RNA from Erythranthe guttata (spotted monkey flower), 5298 nucleotides. RefSeq names its product kinase interacting (KIP1-like) family protein (gene NET1D). Gene Ontology annotation, cellular component: plasma membrane. The record is from RefSeq and is a predicted model, not a curated record. Lineage: Eukaryota; Viridiplantae; Streptophyta; Magnoliopsida; Lamiales; Phrymaceae. Gene Ontology annotation, molecular function: actin filament binding.
AUUAUAAUUACAAACCAGGCCCGAAUCCAGAUCGUCAAUGACUCAUGCAGAGUCAGCACAGACAGCAUAUACAUACAAAAUACACACACACACACCAGCAAAGAGAAUUCAUUCAUUUCAAAGAGAGCGUGUGUAUAUUGUGUCUAAUGUAGAAUUGUAGAGAGAGAAAGAGAUCAAGAGAGAGAGAGAAAGAACACUACAUACAGUGAAAGAUCUGAAAAGCAAAUAAUGGGGUGAGAAAAAGAGAGAAAACUAAAAAGCAAGUGUCUUUGUUUUAUCAAUCACGCCUUCCGAUACAACAUCUCUCUUCCAUUUUUUUCCGUUUGAUUUUCUUCUCUCCGGUAUUGUUUCUUAGGAAUUUUCUUUUGAGGCGGCCGCUUUAAUUGCUCGAUUAUUCGAGACUUGAGUUUCAAUAAGAUAGACUGAAUAUUGGUGUCUUGUUUUCCGGAAUUUUAUUUGCUGCUGUUAUUAAUUAAGUGAUCAUCCCUUAAUAAAAAAGGAUGGCAAAGUUAUCGAAUAGCGAUUCUAGACGAAUGUAUUCGUGGUGGUGGGAUAGCCAUAUUAGCCCCAAAAAUUCGAGAUGGCUCCAAGAAAAUCUCACAGAUAUCGAUGUCAAAGUCAAAUCAAUGAUAAAACUCAUCGAAGAAGAUGCUGAUUCCUUUGCAAAGAGGGCAGAUAUGUAUUACAAAAAAAGACCCGAGCUUAUGAAAAUGGUGGAGGAGUUCUACAGAGCAUAUCGUGCACUAGCAGAAAGAUACGAUCACGCAACUGGUGUUAUUCGCCACGCCCACCGUACUAUGUCUGAACAUUUUCCGAAUCAAGACCAGAUGAUGUUUCCAGAUGAUUCCCCCCCAAGUUCUGCCCCCGACAUGUCGACACCGAUGGGAGAAUUCACUGACGAGUCCGAUUCUGUUUCUAGAAGAAAGCCCGCAAAAGCGUUCAAUGAAGUGAGAAGGGGUCUUAACUUUGACGAGGUGGACGAGGAAGAAAAUGAUUCCGAGGAUAUUCUUUCGUUGAAGAAAGCUAUUGCUGAGCUGGAAGCUGAGAAAGAAGCUGGACUUGUACAGUACCAACAAAGUUCGGACAAGCUGGCUCAGCUCGAGGCUGAGAUUACGAAAACCCGCGAGGAUUUCAAAUUGCUUACUGAUCAUGCGAGUAAAGCUGACGACGAGGUUGUUGUCCUAAAAGAAGCGCUCAGCAAAUUCGAAGCUGAAAGGGAGUCUAAGUUUCAAGAAUACAAACAGUGUCUGGAUAGAAUAUCCGAUCUAGAGACAACCGUAUCGACUGCUGAAGUCGAAGCACAAUCCUUAAAAAACGAACUCGAUAAAUUAGCUCUCGAAAAGGACUUAGCUCUCGAUCAGUACAUGCAGUCGUUGGGGACCAUUUCGAAGCUGGAGAACAAUCUAGAAGUUUCUAAAGAAGAUGCCAUGAGGUUGAAAGAGAAGGCUGAAAAGGCAGAGGGCGAAAUCGAAAUUCUCCGACAAAAUGUCUCGAAAUUAACCAAGGAAAAGGAAGCUGCGGCUCUGCAGUACAAGCAGUGCUUGGAGACGAUUUCUAGCCUGGAGGAAAAAUGUCUCGUGUUGGAGAGGGCAAACCAGUCUUUUCAUUCGGAGAUAGAAUCUUUGACGUUGAAGAUGGGGAAUCAAUCACACGAGCUCACUGAGAAGCAGAAGGAAUUGGGGAGGCUUUGGGCUUGCGUGCAAGAAGAACGAUUGCGCUUCGUCGAGGCUGAAACUGCUUUUCAAACUCUGCAGCAUUUGCAUGCACAAACUCAAGAGGAGUUGCGGGCCAUGGGCUCGGAGUUGCAGAACCGGGCCCACCUAAUGAAGGUCUUCGAGUCCAGAAAUCAGAGUUUACAAGACGAGGUUCGAAAGUAUGAAGAGGAGAAUAAGCACCUUAAUGAGCUGAAUGAAUCUUCUGCCCUGUCGAUAAAAGAUAUGCAAAACGAGAUCUAUAGCUUAACUGAAUCGAAAGGAAAACUCGUGGAGGAAGUUGAGCUUCGACUAGACGAAAGAAACGCCCUGCAGCAAGAAAUAUAUUCUCUGAAAGAAGAACUAAAUGGUCUGAACCAGAAGCACCUCUCGGUGUCGGACGAGGUGAAACAGUUGCAGGACGAGAAUUCUUGUCUGAAAGAUACUUCUCAGAGGGAAAGUAUUGAGAAAGCCGCUCUUCUGCAGAAACUGGUAAUUCUGGAACAGCUUCUCGAGAAAAAUUCGAUCUUGGAGAUGUCUCUGUCCGAUUUGAAUGCUGAGCUGGAGGCUGUUAGAGGGAAGAUGGAAGCACUGGAGCAAUCGUGCAGAUCUCUUAUGGAAGAGAAAUCCACUCUCGUGGCGGAAUUAAAGGCGACAAACGAGAAUCUUGAAAAGCUCUCGGAGAAUAACACGGUUCUAGAAAGUUCCCUCUCUAAAGCACAGCAUCAACUCGAAGCUUUAAAGGCUAAAUCGAAAAUCUUGGAAGAUUCGUGUCAGUUGCUCGUGAACGAAAAGGCUGGUCUGAUAACUGAAAACGACGGUUUAAUUUCUCGUCUGGAGAAUACACAGACAAGAUUAGAGGAACUGGAAGGAAGAUGUUUUGAUCUGGAGAGAGAGAAAGAGUCAACUCUUCGUAAAGUUGAAGAGCUGAAGAUGUCUCUUGAGUUGGAGAGGCAAGAACACGGCAACUAUGUUCAGACAAGCGAUACUAGGUUCAGUGGUGUUGAAGCUGAGAUGCUUGUACUGGAAGAUAAGGCCAUGAGUAACGAAAUCGAGAUACUCGUCUUACGCAAUACUGCUCGACUGUUGAAGGAAAAUAGUAAUUCCAUGCUUGUAAAGAAUCAGAAACUUCUACAUGAAUCGAGUUUGUCGGAAACGAAGAUUUUGCAGUUGGAGAAGAAAAGUUCCGAGCAACAAUUUGAGAUAAAUUCUUUGUCAGAUCAAGCUAGUGUUCUGAGGGCGGGAAUUUUUCGAUUGUUGAAAGUUUUGGGCUUGUGCGACGAUUCUUCGUGUGAGGAUAAUGCUACAAAGGACCAGGUUUAUUUCAAACAGCUGUUGACUAAACUUCAAAGCAUGAAAAAUUCAAUCCGCAAAGCCGAGGAAGAAAAUCUCGAGCAGUGUGUUGAGUUAUCGGUUCUUUUCACAUUGAUCAAUCAAUUAAGUACCGAUUCAAAAAUUCUCAAGGUGGAAAAGACCAAAAUCGAGCACGCAUUGUUGGCUCGGAUCGAGGGUUUAAGUGAGAAGCUAAUGUAUACGCAAGGUGUUUGCCAGAUCUUGGAAAGGGAGAAGUUGGCGAAUUCCGACGAGAAAAGUUCGUUAACGGAUAACAUCGUACACUUGGAGGAAAAGAAUAAUGUCCUGGAAGAGGAAAACUAUGUCUUGUGCGAUAAAGUCUUGGCCUUGGAGAAUCUCUCGUUGCUUUUCCAAUGCUUUGCCGACGAGAAACUUACGGCGUUGAGAGAACUUGGGAGCGAUCGGAAUAAGCUUUGCGAGAUGAAUGCUGCUCUUAUGGAGAAGUUAACCUCAACCGAGGCGAGAUUGGAGGAAUCGAAGAUCGAAAAUCUCGACCACAAGGACAAGCUGCAGAAAACAGACAAUGAAUUUAAGGUUGUUGCCUCUGUCAGAGAUCAGUUGAGCGACGAGAUGAAGAAUACAAAGGAGGCGUUGCAUCAGAUGGCAAUAAAACUUCAAGAAGCGGAAGAGAAGAUAAGUCUAGUCGAAAAGCAGAAACUGGAGUUAUCUGAAGACAAUGGCGAUUUGAAAACGGAGAAUACUUUCUUGCGUGAAGCAAGUCAGAAACUGGAAUUCAAUCUGCAUGAAUUGCAGGGAGAGCACGAUAAGAGAAAAAUCCAAGAAGAGAAUUUACAAUUUGAGCUGCAAAGUAAAAUAAAUGAGAUCAACGAGCUGGAGAAACGAGCCGCAUUGGUUUUCGGUGAAUUGCAGUAUUCCAUGGUGAGUCAGCUUCUUUACGAGCAGAAGUAUAACGAGCUCCGCAAUGAGUGCUUUGGAUAUAUCGGUCAAAACAAAGGCCUCAAGAGUCAACUCGCUGCAUAUGGACCCGAGAUUGCAUCGUUGAAGGAAUGUAUAUCGUCCCUCGAGAACCACACCGAUAUACACAUCAAGUUUCAAAAUCCCGAAAACAAGGAAUUUCAGGGUGCUGAAGUUGAAAGCAUUUCCGACUUGCGGGACCUACGUGUUCGUCUCCAAGCAAUCGUAAAGUCGGCAGUGGAAAUAAAGGAGAUCAUGGUAAAUGAGAAUAUCGAUCUUCAUUCCAAAUUAGAAGCUUCCGCAAGGCAAAUCGAGUUAUUACAACAACAAUCCGACGACGGCGGGCGAUAUAGGAGACCACACAGGGCCACUUCCGAAAUCUCCGAGGCGGACAAUGUUCUCCUAACAAAAGACAUUGUUCUCGAUCAAAUAUCCGACAGCAAAAGACAACCCGCUGACGUGGACAAUCAAAUAGUCGAAUCAUGGGAAACUUCCGAUCCAGACGGCACGAUCGGGCUCACCGUCGGAAAGUCAAAGAAGACGUUUGACCGCAACGAUUUUCGCCGUUCUAUAUCGAUGAAGAAACAGAAAGAUCGAUUGCUAUUGGAGAAGGAUUCGAGCACAGAAAAGAUCAAGCCCCUACAGGAAGUUAAAAACAACAAGAAGAAGGUUCUAGAAAGGCUCGACUCGGACGUUCAGAAGCUGGCGAAUCUACAAAUUACGGUACAGGAUUUGAAGAGGAAGCUCGAGGUGACGGAGAAGGGCAAACGUGGAAAAGCGGUUCUCGAGUGCGAGUCGCUGAAAGGACAGCUGGACGAGGCCGACGUGGCGGUGAUGAAGAUGUUUGAUCUGAACGGGAGGCUGAUGAAGAGCGUGGACGACAGGUCGUUUUCGGACAGUAAAUCAUCGUUCGACUUUGAGGGCGAAGAAGGAAAUACGAGGAGGAGAGUGUCGGAGCAGGCUCGGAGGAUGUCUGAGAAAAUCGGGAGGCUGCAGUUGGAGGUGCAGAGGUUGCAGUUUGUAUUGAUGAAACUUGACGAUGAGAGAGAAAACGGGAAAGCGAAAAUGGCGGAAAUGAAAAGAAGGAUUCUUUUGAGGGAUUAUUUGUAUGGAGGAGGAAGAACUGGGCAGAGGCGGAAGAAGGGGAAUUUUUGUGCUUGUGCGCAGCCUUCGGUUGUUGAAGAUUAAGUUUUUUUUUUUUUUUUUAAUAUAAUGUUUUUUGUAUUAUUAUUAUUACCUGAAACUUAUGUUGGAUGUAGUAGUUUUUUCUGUUUUUUCAUGGCGCGUGUAAAUGAUUAUUGUCUAGAUGUUUUGUAUUAAUAUAUAAAUAUUUUCUACC